This is a messenger RNA of Alternaria atra, 1278 nucleotides long. RefSeq lists its product as uncharacterized. Bases 1 to 1278 code for a protein of 425 amino acids. The record is from RefSeq and is a predicted model, not a curated record. NCBI's taxonomy places the organism in Eukaryota, Fungi, Ascomycota, Dothideomycetes, Pleosporales, Pleosporaceae. The transcript has 4 exons.
AUGCCGGGAGCUAGAUUGGGCUCCACCAAGGUGCAGGAACGGUCACUGCUGGCCCUGGCGUUAUUUGGCCAAAGCGUCAGGACUCCUAAACCGCGAAGCAGUUGUCGCAACAGCUCUUGUGCGACGCCGCGAUGCCGUGCGACAUACUGUUAUGUCUUCGACCCGAAAUCCUCGAGAACCGCCCAGAAGAUUACACCGCCCUCUAGUUUUGCAGAGCCACCAUUAACGCCGCCGCCGACCGACGAGAAGCCGUUCGCGCAAGCUCCGCGAGUCAUCGCACUCUUCCACGACAUCCGAGCUGGAAAGCACAGCAAUCGAGACCCGUGGAAGGAGUUUUCGCUUGUUCCAGGGGAGUACGAUAAGUUGCAGCGUCUCCUUGAACAGGACGAGGAGCUGCUGGGGUUUGUGAAAAACAAGAUACGGUAUGAUUACGACGUGGAAAGAGACUGGCUUGUCGUUCGUAUGCCUACAGCCGUGUAUGAACUGUUCAUUGCCCGUGUUGAGGAUGCUGUGGUCAGCCAACUGAAAUCGAUUCGUAAAGGAUCUGACAACGCGGCGGCUUUUGCCCAGAAGGUCGGUUCUGCCCGGUCUACAGAGAUACGUUUUCCAGUUGCAGGUGAUCCCUCUGGAAAGAGGUCGAAACGCGAGCCAGACGCGUCUUUUUGGCACAACGACGCGCAAUACCCUGGGGUCAUCGUCGAAGUGGCAUAUUCGCAGAAGAAAAGGAGGCUGCGCCGGCUGGCCGAAGACUAUCUUCUGGACUCAGAUGCGAGCGUGCAAGUUGUUGUGGGCCUUGACAUCGAAUAUGGCAGGAAGGAGUCGCGUGAGGCGACCUUGUCGGUAUGGCGGUCUCAACUCCACCACACCGACGAUGGGGUUGAACUACGAGUGGUUGAUGAAGUUGCAGACGAGGCAUUCCGUGACGAACAAGGAAACCCUACUACUCACUCAGGUCUACGGCUUCAACUGGCCGACUUCGCAUGCGAGGAACUUACAAAGGAUGUGGUUGAGGAGGGAAAGAGGGAGAUCAUAGUGUCUACUCGUGAGCUUUGUGACUACCUUUCUGCAGCGGAAGACAAAAAGUGCCGGGAAGGAUCACUUGUUCGGCAUUCCAUUCCUGCAGGAGUUAAAAAACGCAAACGAUCAAUAACACCGCCAGAUGUGAUGGUUUCUGCUGAUGAAGCGAAGUAUGUUGAGGAAGAGGAGAGGGAGGCGAAGAGAGUGGCACGGAAUGACUCGGAUUACGAAAACACGUCAAGUAACAGCUCAUCACAAUAG